Molecule: messenger RNA, 4877 nt
Organism: Alosa alosa (allis shad)
Lineage: Eukaryota; Metazoa; Chordata; Actinopteri; Clupeiformes; Clupeidae
Gene: lpgat1
Product: lysophosphatidylglycerol acyltransferase 1
Exons: 8
Coding region: 451-1644 (397 amino acids)
Cellular component (GO): endomembrane system
Molecular function (GO): acyltransferase activity
Source: RefSeq, a predicted model, not a curated record
GAGCUCAGACAAUUAUGUUGGCAAGCCUAUCACUGCAAUUAAGUAAACUAUUUGUCUUGUCUACGUUCUGCAAACAGUAACCUAGCUAUAUUGUAACGUCAGUGUGGGAUACUGUAUCAAUGACUAACUUAUAACAAGAACUGGCUACCACCAGUUGACUCGAUCACCUUCAUAUCUCUGGUUCUCCACUUGCCAGAGUUGGCCAGAUGAGCAACACUGCGCCUGGCCAUUCAUAGUUGGCGUGUGGUAUGAUUGUGUAGCUGUAAUAACAUUCCAUGCGCGCGUAUUCGGUUAUAUAUAUUAGAUGAAAAUAUUAUUAGAUGCCUUAAAGCCUUACUAUUUAGAGUGCUUAAGGAAGUAUCUUUUCAUUUAAUGUUUUGAUGGUUUGUCUUCUAUUAGUUAGGGCCAUAUAUAAUAUCUGCCAGAGCAGGUCAACUGAAAGGUGCAUUCAUGACUUCAUGCGAGUCAAGAGUAGACGGGAUCAAUUCAAAGCCAGUGUGGGCAGGAAACAACAGAAUGGCAUCCCUCCUUGACGAAGCCGGCAAACUAGGCUGGAUUCUAUUCAAGGCGCUAAUACGUUUCGCCUUCAUGUUGUUAAAUAACUGUGUUGCUAUCCCAUCCUAUUGCCUCUACUUAAUUGCGUUGCAACCUUUGAGAAUAAUGGACAGCCGUACUUUCUGGCAAAUCGAAGGACUAAUGUUCAAGUGGCUACUAGCGAUGGUUUCCUCUUGGGGAUGGGUGGCAGGCUACACAGUGACGGAAUGGGGGGACGACGUGAAGCCCAUCUCGGAGGAAGAGGCCAUGGUCAUCGUCAACCACCAGGCCACAGGAGAUGUCUGCACCCUCAUGAUGUGCCUGCAGGACAAGGGCAUGGUGGUGCGGAAGAUGAUGUGGCUGAUGGACCACGUGUUCAAAUACACAAACUUCGGCCUGGUGUCCUUGAUCCACGGUGAUUUCUUUAUCAGACAGGGCAAAGCGCACCGGGACAAGCAGCUGGUGUACCUGAAGGACCACCUGGACAGGUUCUACUACAGCCGCGAGCGGAAGUGGAUCGUGCUCUUCCCCGAGGGCGGCUUCCUGCGCAAGCGGCGGGAGACCAGCCAGGCCUUCGCCAAGAAGAACGAGCUGCCGCACCUGACGCACGUCACCCUGCCGCGCCUGGGCGCCACGCAGGUCAUCCUCAAGACGCUGGGCCCGCAGCAGGAGAACGGCACCCUGGGAGCCGGAGACGCCUCCGCCACCACCGGACCGACAGUAGGCAGUAAAUCCAGGGGUCUGCAGUGGGUGGUGGAUGUGACUAUAGGCUACCCUAAGGCCAGACCCAUGGACAUUCAGACGUGGAUCUUCGGCUACAGGCAGCCCACAGUCACACAUGUGCACUACAGGAUCUAUCCCAUAAAGGAUGUUCCCAUGGAAACCGAGGCCCUGACAGACUGGCUGUAUCAGAGGUUUGUGGAGAAGGAGGAACUCUUGGCCCAUUUCUACAAGACAGGAGCAUUCCCACCCGUCCAUGGUCAGAUGGAAGCAGUGUCGCGCCCCAUGAUCCUUGACCCCAUGUGGCUGUGUGCCGUCCAAACGGGGGCCUUCGCCUCGGGCUACAUGUGGUACAGCCUCCUGCAGCACGCCUACUGCUGGUUCUUCUGAGGGAAGGGGUGGACACGUAGAGGUCGUGGAAAGGAGGACAACCGAAGAGGAGGAGGACGACUGGGAACUGACUGACUGACUGACUGUCCAAACUGGCUCUGGGACGUGUGUCCAGAUCCAAGCAGCCAUUCAUGGGCCUCUGCAUAUCUGUGCUGGACCCUGCCCUGGAUGGAUGAAUGUAUUACCCAUUAGCUGAGAAGCAAGAUGGACUGCUAAAGGACGUCAGGAAUCGUGUUUUAUUGUUUUUAAUUUUUGUUUACUUGUUUUAUGUCUGUUUCCCCCCAGUUUCCUCAAAACACACAUACUGAUUCAGACUAAAAAGAGGGAUGGACAGACACAUCAAUACAAGGACAGACAUAGAAACUAUAGUCUUGUUUACUCACACAUGAAAACAUGUAUUGUUUACAUGAUGACACAUACGUGUGCGCACACACACGUCCUGCAGUUCAUCUUAGAUACACGAACGAGGCUCAAGUUGACUGACAGAGGGUGGACUAACCGGAUUGGACGAACUCACGCUCUCCACUCCCACCCUGGUGGUUUUUUUGUUGUUGUUGUUGUUGUUGUUGUCACAACUUAGGCGUCUUUCAACUCCACCUGAGUUUUCAAAACCUGCCACCUCCACUCUUCUCUCCGUCUCUCCCUCCCUCGCUCCGUCUGUGUGUGUGUGUGUGUGUGUGUGUGUGUGUGUGUGUGUGUGUGUGUGUGUGUGUGUGUGUGUGUGUGUGUGUGUGUGUGUGUGUGUGUGCACCAGCCUGGAGAGCUGGUCCUCGGGCUGCGCAUAGACAUCCUUCUUUAGUCCGCCCCCGUCUGGUCUCAGCUGGAGGGGGACGAGGCUCCCAGUCCAACCUCUUCUUCCGGCUUUGACCUCUCUCUCUCCCCCUCUCCCAGGAGCUGACCCUGGCGUGGGUCAAAGGUCAGAUCAGGGAGCGCUCUGUCCAGGAGUCAGGUGCUUCCUGGGAUUGCACUAAGGACAAAUGCUGCCCAUACCUAGCCCCACAUCUGUGCUUGUCCUGACAUUUCUUUUUUGUUGUUUGGUUUGGUUUUUCGUUGCCCUUGGAUUAAUUGGAUAUGUCUACUGCUUUAAGUUUUUGUUGUUGUUAAUGUUUCUGGAUGUAUUGUUUUCCUGAAUGUUUGUUUGUUUGCUUUGACAGUAUUGUGAACAGAGUAGGCGUUGUUUUGUUUUACACUGGCUGUUGUCUGGCUCUGCAGCGUUUGGGUUUAGGAGUCGUUGUCGUAGUUUUUCUGGGGCGUCUUGGUCUUUCAAGACCGAGACGUCUGGUUUGGAAUACGUCUGUGACCGCGAGUCUCAAGACGGUCUGGUCUCCACAGAGCUGAUGAAGGAACUCACUGAUGGCCUGUGGAACUCCGUCCCCUUAACCCAACCCUAAGCACACACACACACACACACACACACACAUACAAACACAACACACACACACACACACAUUACCAUCAUGAUGACUUGCCCUCAGUUAUAUUUUUGCCUUCAUACACACCCAUACUCUACCACACCACAGCAGAGCCUGUAUGAAGAAGAGUCUGGGACAAGUGAAAGAGACGAAAAAUGGACCGAGUAAUCCUCCCAUCCUCUACCGUCCCCUGUCCCCGACACACACAAAACGCAGACUCCAAAGUUUUUUGCAAAAUGUUUAAGCCAUAUGCUUAGUGUCUGUCUACCGAGAAUCAAUCAUGAUGACGGAGACUUAAACACAAACUGAAUGACCUUGGGAAGAAGACGAACAGAAAGAAGAACCUAAUUUGGCUUUGUUUUUGUUUUUCUCUAGGGGUCAUUACUGUAAAUUUGACAGCAUAACCUGCCUAAAAUGUGUGUGUGUGUGUGAUUGUCUGUCUGUCUCUGUCUGUCUGUCCUCUAUGAUUUGUCCUUUUUUUAUAUGUAUAAAUUAACGACUGGUUGUUCUAUGUUAUAUCAGAGUUUUUUGACAAAUCACCAUUUAGUGGUCCGAUUUUAUUUUCAUUUUAAAAUGACUUCAGAUAUUGUCCUCAAAAGUCACGUGUGUUUAAAAUCUUGUACAUAACAAAAAAAAAGCCGAAGACGACUUCCCCUCAGUGUGACUGCAGCAUUCUCUGUUAUAAAUUAGAAGUUGUAUUUUUUUUAAUAUCAUGAAUGUCGAGGGGGUUUUAAAAAAAAAAAAGGAAAAAAAGAUUGAUCAGGACAAUGACGAUGCAGACUACUUCAGUGAAGAGAAAUUACGCAGACCUGCCUCAGCCUCGAUGUUGACUCACUUACUUGUUGUUUGCCCUUUGACCCGGACGUGUUUAUGUGCCACAGUGAGCAGAGGAGGGCGAGUUUACUGUGAUGCUCUUCACAUGGACCUCAACCACUCUGAAACUCUCUCGUCGCAGGCACGGUCCAGCAAUAACGCCAGAGUCCUGCUGUUCAUCAAAACGGCCUGUUUCGGCAUCACGUGGCGCUAGAUUGUGCUGCAACGGAGAGAAACUCCUGGGAAUAACCAAUAAGUUUCUCCUGCUGGAAAGGGAUGUGUGAAAGAGCAGACUUUGGGUCGGUUCUGACUUGUGUGUGUGUGUGUGUGUGUGUGUGUGUGUGUGUGUUUCUAGUUUGUUCUGUGGUCCUGGUUGUGUCUUUGUGAGGUUUACACUACACUGGAUAUGUGUGUGUGUGGGGGUACAGGCAGGCUGGCAGAUGGGCGAGGCAGCAAACUGCACUGCGAGCAGUCCGUGAACGCCACACUAACUUUCUCUCUCUGUGUCUCGCUUUCUCACUGUUGUUCCUCUCUCCCUCUGCUCUCCCUCCACCCUAUUCUUUCUUUCCCCCUCUCUCCCUCUGCUCUCCCUCCACCCUAUUCUUUCUUUCCCCCUCUCUCUUCUUUCUGUCUCUCCUUCCCUCCCUCUCUAUCUCUUGCUGGGAUUGGGCCAGGCCUCCUUGUGUCCACAAAGCAGGGAAAGAAGAGUUCCCUGUUUUGUUUUUUUCUUCUCUCUCUCUUUCUCUAUUUCUUUCUCUCUCUCACUUGUUUUUUUCCUGCUGUCUUGACAACAAGGACAGGGACAAGAUUAUUUUCCUAGAUAAGGAUUUAGGGAAAAGAGACACAAAUUUAGGAAUUUAACAAAUUUACUCUAGACUUGUCUGUAAUUUUUUUUUUUUUUUUUUUUUUUUCCAUUUUGUACUCCUGUUUCCUUCUCCCUCCCUAGCUGCCCAGCCGUUUUACAGAUGGAAAAAAAAUACCUGUGCUGGAAUAAAAACAAUGAACAAA